AAGGAAAAGCAUUCCAUGGGCUCUUUAAACUCCUUAUCUAUCCCAGUUACCUUGUUCAUCACAAGUGCCUCUUUUUACUAACCUCAUGGUUUUUGUCAAUCAGUUUGCUUCAAUGGUACCUCAGAGUGUUGUAUCCUCCCAGCAGCAGCUGACAGUGCGGCGCUUCCACACUAGUGCCGUGAGCCAAGACAUUGACACUGCUGCAAAGUUCAUUGGAGCAGGAGCUGCCACUGUAGGAGUGGCUGGAUCUGGAGCUGGGAUUGGAACUGUGUUUGGUAGCCUUAUUAUUGGAUAUGCCAGGAACCCCUCGCUGAAACAGCAGCUCUUCUCUUACGCCAUCUUGGGGUUUGCUCUGUCUGAAGCUAUGGGUCUUUUCUGUCUGAUGGUUGCCUUCCUUAUUCUGUUUGCAAUGUAAGCACUUAAACAUUUGCUGUAAAAAGAUACACAUUGCAAUUUUGCAGACCCAUAUCAUUCAUAAUGAUUUUGCCAUUAUGGUGUAUAUUUAAUCAAAUGUUUUGUUAACAAACAUGCAGCCAAUAGUAGAAGUAAAACAUUUCAAGUAAGUCACAGAGUGUGUCUGUACAUUUGUGUUUUAUGUUUGGGUUAUUUGUGUAGGCUAUGUUGAUUUAGACACUAUGGCACUGUGUUGUGCAAUCAUGGGACACAAAAGUCUUCCACUGUCUUGGAGUCUUGGAUCAUUUGUUACAUAUAGCCUAAACUACCAGUUAAAGCUUUGGACAUUGUUUUCUGCUGAAUUAAAUGAGAACGUGUGUUCAAAUGUUUCAUUUGUAGUGUAACUCACUAAGUUUAAAAACUCCUGACAGUAUCAUUUUAUGUCUGCCUUGCUGGGCUCAAGUAGACUAAAAAUAGCAAGAUAUAAAAAUGGAGGGCAAAUAAUAAUUUUAAUUA
Messenger RNA from Monopterus albus (swamp eel), 909 nucleotides. RefSeq names its product ATP synthase F(0) complex subunit C1, mitochondrial-like. Gene Ontology annotation, biological process: proton transmembrane transport; proton motive force-driven ATP synthesis. Lineage: Eukaryota; Metazoa; Chordata; Actinopteri; Synbranchiformes; Synbranchidae. Gene Ontology annotation, molecular function: proton transmembrane transporter activity. The transcript is spliced from 2 exons. The record is from RefSeq and is a predicted model, not a curated record. Bases 86 to 415 code for a protein of 109 amino acids.